ACCACCCUAACCUGCUCACUCACACAGUAUCACUCCUCGAAGGGCCAAGCCUCCAAGUUCGCCUCGCCCCCACGGCCCCACCCCGACGCACCCGGCGGCCGGCGUGUACUCCGGCGAUCCCCUGCGCCACCCCCGAUGCCUCCUCCUCCGCCACGCCGGCACAUCGCCGGAGACCCUACCGCCGCGCCCACCACCUCCGACUCCGGCUUGGUUAAACUCCUCGCCGACAUCCUCCACCACACCGCGCCAUCCACUUGGCCGUCCGCCCUCGCCGCGCCGCUGCUCCGCAGCCGCCUCGCGCCCGUGCACGUCUCCUCCCUCCUCCUCCUCCCCGCCUCUCUCCGCCGCCCUGACCUCUCCCGCCGCUUCCUCCUUCUCCUGCCUCCCCAACUUGUCUCCCCGGUUUCCUUAUCCCUCCUCGCCCUCUCCUUCUCCUCCUCGCCCGCCCCCUCGUCGUCGGCGUCCUCCCUGCACGCCGCCUCACUCCUCCUCUCCCUCGCGUCCUCCACUCCGUCCGCGUCCUCCUCAUUUUCGUCACUCUCACAUGCUAACUCCCUGGCCACCUUCCCACCUGGCGCCGCCACCUCCGCCGCCACGCUUCUUGCCUCCUCGUACCUCCAGCUCCGCCGCGCCCGCGACGCCGCCGCCGUCCUUCGGCUGUCCCUCUCGUCCGGCAUCACCAUGAAGCAGUAUACCGCUUCGCAGAUAUUGUUCUCUCUUGUCAAGAUUCGGCAGUUUGCUCUUGCCCGUGAGUUGUUCGAUGAAAUGCUUGGAUCAGGUGUUGGAGUGGAUGAGUAUGUUUACACAGCUGGAAUUCGGGCUUAUUGCGAGAUGAGAGAUUUGGAUGGUGCAAGGGGGCUGGUGGCGAGGAUGGAAGGCAAGGGCGUCAAGGACAGUGCUGUGCCGUACAAUGUAUUAAUGUAUGGCCUCUGCAAGAAUAAUCGUGUUCAUGAGGCAUUGGAGGUGAAGAACAGCAUGGUGUAUAGAGGAGUUACGGCUGAUGGAGUGACAUACCGGACUCUAGUGUAUGGAUUUUGUCAGAUUGAGGAACUUGAAAUGGCAUUGGAAAUGACGGAUGACAUGCUUAGGCUGGGGUUCGUGCCAUCAGAGGCCAGUUGCUCGUUUAUGCUUGAUGGGCUACGGAAGAGAGGGCUUGUCGAGGAGGCUUUCAGGUUAGCUUGUGAGUUGGGUGAGUUGGGCAUGGUGCCAAACCUGUUUGCGUGUAAUGCGUUGAUUGAUAAACUUUGUAAGGACGGAAGAUUUGGUGAGGCAGAAAGGCUUUUCGCAGGGAUGACGAACAGGGGUCUAGAACCAAAUGAGGUGACUUAUGCUAUACUGAUACAUUCCCUGUGCAAGAGGGGAAUGUUGGAUGACGCACUUUGCAUGCUUGAUAGGAUGAGGGAGAAGGGAGUCAGAGUGACAGUUUAUCCAUACAACUCUUUAAUUAAUGGUUAUUGCCAACAGGAUGAUGUUGACCGAGCAAGGGGCUUUCUGAGCGAGAUGGUUGAGAAGGGAUUGACACCAAGUGCAGCAUCAUACUCUCCCCUCAUAGCUGGUUUAUGUCGGCAAGGGGAUCUGUCCAGUGCUAUAGAACUCCACAGGGAGAUGACCAGGAAUGAUGUUGCGGGGAAUGUUUAUACGUUUACAGCGCUUAUCAAUGGUUUCUGCAAGGAUAGAAAUAUGGACGAAGCUGCUAGGUUGUUUGAUAAGAUGAUGGACAGCUCCCUAUUACCAAACGAAGUAACUUUUAAUGUCAUGAUAGAAGGGUAUUGCCGGGUAGGCAAUGUUAGGAAGGCAUUCCAGUUACAUGAUCAAAUGGUGGAUAGGGACCUAUCACCUGAUAAUUACACUUACAGGUCACUGAUAAGUGUACUUUGCUUGACGAUUGGUGCGUUGAAAGCAAAAGAAUUUGUUGAUGAUCUAGAAAAUAACUGUGUUGUGCUAAAUAACUUCAGCCUAACAGCACUUUUGCAUGGAUUCUGCAAAGAAGGAAGGUUAACUGAAGCAUACCAUAUUUGGAAUGAGAUGGCAAUGAGGGGAGUCAAGCUUGAUAUUAUCAGUUUUACUAUAAUGUUAUACACAGUUCUGAAACAGCAGGAUGAGGAAAAAGUAUGCAUGUUGUUUAGGGAGAUGAAAGAAAAAGGUGUGAGGCCAGACAAUGUGUUCCAUACAUGCAUGAUUGAUGUGCACUCAAAGGAAGCAAAUAUGGUUCAAGCUUUAAACUGCUGGGAUAAGAUGAUAGCUGAUGGCUGCUCUCCAAGUGCUGUCACAUAUACGGCUCUAAUAAAUAAUCUCUGCAAGUCUGGGUAUUUGAGUAGUGCAGAGAUCCUUUGUAAAGAAAUGUUAGCUGGACGCUAUCUUCCUAAUAGCUUUACUUAUAAUUGCUUUCUUGAUUAUCUGGCAACUGAAGGAGACCUGGAACAGGCUAAAGUUCUACAUUCAGCCAUGCUUGAAGGCUGUCUAGCUAACAUAGUGACGUUUAACACAUUGAUCAAAGGGUUCUGUAAGGUUGGGCAGAUCCAAGAGGCAAUUGACCUUAUGCGCAAGAUUACUGAAAGCGGUUUCUUUCCUGAUUGCAUAAGCUAUUCUACAAUAAUAAACGAGCUAUGUAAGACCGGCGAUACAAAUAAAGCGUUUGAGCUUUGGAAUGAAAUGUUAUUCAAGGGAUUGAAGCCUGAUAUUGUAGCAUACAAUAUUUUGAUUCGCUGGUGCAACAUUCAUGGUGAAUUUAAUAAGGGUUUAGGAAUAUACAAUGAUAUGGUUAAAAAUGGGCUGCAACCAAACUUGGACACAUAUAGAGCUCUUUUCGGAGGAGCUUCUCCGAUGAUCAGGAUGUUAGGUCAAUGAUUUAGAUGACAAGAUCAAUCAGUUCCUGAACUGUUGCUUCAUUCAAGUGCCAUAAUAUAGAAGCACUGCUUAACUUUUUCUGUAUUUGAGCUAAUGGAUUCCAGUCUUUUGAGUGAUAUGGUGUGCUUAAGGCCCUGAGCAUAUCAGUGGGGGGAAAAUCCUGGUGCUUGGAAUCUUGGUUGUGAUUGCUGAAGUUGAUCACGGAUUUUUGAUGCUUCGACAUGAUACUGCCAUGGGAUAACGUAUCCCAGGAUAUGCUGUUGCUCAUCUAAACUCAGUUGCAUAACCAUCGUCUCAAUAUCUGCAUGGACUACGCUGUUCGUUGAAUGGUACAUCUUGGUCCAUGCAACACUGACCAUGCCAAUUUGUACACAUCUUUACGGUCACAUGUACAGUUGCUGAACUUCCAGGUUCCCACUGUAUUUGUUUCUUCACUAGGAAUGCAAGCUUUCUUGCUUCUUGCAAGUCUCAACUCGCAACAACACAGUUUUAGGAAUUCUGCUCGAAGUGAUAAAUGGACAGAUUCCUUUACUAUGGUUUUGUGCCCAUCUGUCCAAGGCGGACGCUCUGGUAGUCUUUGUCAUCAUCUGGUGAAAUUUGCUUGACGAAUGGCUCAUAUAGAUGUCAGUUUACAAAAAUUAUACCAGCUGUUAGUUUGUUGUACAACAAAUUCAUUAUUUGUACAGAUUAUUUUUGUUACAGGUAGAAGCAACCUGACCAUUCCGUAAUAUGUACUGUAAAUGCUUUAGCCUCAGCCAUGAAAUAAACAACUGCUAGUAUAUCAACAGUACAAUUAAUUUUCUCUGGGAA
Messenger RNA from Phragmites australis (common reed), 3657 nucleotides. Its product is annotated as putative pentatricopeptide repeat-containing protein At5g59900. Gene Ontology annotation, molecular function: protein binding. The record is from RefSeq and is a predicted model, not a curated record. NCBI's taxonomy places the organism in Eukaryota, Viridiplantae, Streptophyta, Magnoliopsida, Poales, Poaceae.